AAUGAAUUUUUAGAAAAAUAUUAUUAAAACUUCGGAACUUUUCUUUAAAAAAAUAUAAAUGUAAUUGAAUGAAUUUGUUAAAAAAUACGUUUAUAUAUAUUAUCUGAAGAUGUAUGUAUACAUAUUGGUUCAUUAUUUCAUUCACUUAUGGUAAAUCAGUAAAAAGCGCGUUUUGCGUUAAUUACAUAUGUAUACAUAAAUGUAUCUAAAUAUCUUGACUAUGAAAAAUGUAAUGACUACUGUUCAUUAUUUAAGUCUAUAACGAACGUAUAAUGUAAUAUCAGAUAACAUUAAUUAAUUUCUUCAAACAUCACGAUACUUCAAAUAUGGCUGCCGUACAUCGAGAGGCUAUCCAAAAACAGAUUCAACAAGACUGGGCAAAUCGAGAAUACAUCGAAGUUAUAACUGGUAGCAUCAAAAAGAUAACUGACUUUCUCAAUUCCUUUGAUAUGUCUUGCAGAUCAAGAAUAGCUGUUCUCAACGAAAAACUUACAACUCUAGAAAGGAGAAUCGAAUAUCUGGAAGCAUGUGUUACAAAAGGGGAAACAUUAACUUAAAUUAAUCAUAGUUUAAGAUUUUUGUAUUUAUUGAAAUUAUAUAUGACUAAAUAUACAAUAAACGUCACUACAUGUAA
Messenger RNA from Bombus pyrosoma, 634 nucleotides. It is a transcript of the gene HSPC300, whose product is annotated as probable protein BRICK1-B. Gene Ontology annotation, biological process: regulation of actin polymerization or depolymerization; actin filament organization; cell motility. The transcript is spliced from 3 exons. Gene Ontology annotation, cellular component: SCAR complex. Gene Ontology annotation, molecular function: protein-containing complex binding. The coding region runs from base 327 to 557 and encodes 76 amino acids. The record is from RefSeq and is a predicted model, not a curated record. Lineage: Eukaryota; Metazoa; Arthropoda; Insecta; Hymenoptera; Apidae.